CGGGCAGCGGGUCCCUCAGCCGGGGCGACUGGCGGUUCAUCUGAAACUGGACGAAAGAAGAGCAUGGAUAUGGGUAACCAACACCCAUCCAUAAAACGGUUGCAUGAAAUACAGAAAGAAGUCAAAGAGAUUGAACAGCAAGUGGUUGUUUUCAGUGGCCUCUCUACUGAUCGAGAUUACAAGAAAUUAGAAAGGAGCCUUACUAAACAGCUUUUUGAAAUAGAUUCUGUAGACACCGAAGGAAAGGGGGACAUUCAGCAAGCCAGAAAGCGAGCUGCUCAGGAAACAGAGAGGCUGCUUAAGGAACUGGAACAAAAUGCAAACCAUCCGCGCAGACUGGAAAUAGAGGCUAUAUUCAAGGAGGCACAGUCACUUGUGGAGCGCGAGAUUACACCUUUUUACAAAGGAGGUAACUGUAUAAGUGACGAAUUUGAAGAAGGUAUUCAGGACAUUGUAUUGAGGCUUACCCAGGUGAAAACUGGAGGGAAAGUUUCUUUACGCAAAGCAAGAUACCGCACUCUGACAAAAGUAUGUGCUGUUCAGGAGAUUAUAGAAAGCUGUGUAAAGCAACAGCUGUCCCUGCCACUCUCUAAUGAUGCGCAUCCUUCUGUCUCCAAAAUUAACUCUGUAAUGUGUGAUGUGAACAAAGCAAGAGGAACUCUUAUUGCGCUUCUAAUGGGAGUGAGUAGUAAUGAUACCUGCAGGCAUCUAUCCUGUGUGCUUACAGGCCUCAUUGCUGAUUUGGAUGCUUUAGAUGUCUGUGGUCGCACAGAAAUAAGAAAUUACAGAAAGGAAGUAGUGGAAGAGAUCAAUAAGUUGCAGAAAUACCUGGACUUGGAAGAAGAAGCAAAUUCUACUCACGCUUAUGAUUUGGCACAAAAUCAGUCCAUUCUAAAAAUAGAAGAGAUCCGCAAGAAAAUGAAGGAAGUUAAUUCUUUACUUUUAAAAACAGAGAAUGCGUCUGAUUUGUAUUUGGGAUCCAAAGCAGAAUUGCAGGGAUUAAUUGCCCACUUAGAUGAGGUAAGUCCAGGAAAAAACCCCUGUAUUAGAGAAGCCAGGAGAAGAGCAGUGAUAGAAGUUCAAACUCUUAUAACGUAUAUUGAUUUGAAGGAAGCACUUGAAAAAAGGCAAAUGUAUUCUGAGCAAACUGCUGCUGAACAUCAGUCUCAUAAAGCAGUUUGGACUGUUCUUGGAAACUUGUCUCAAAUUCAGCAGGAGGUGAUUUCAUUUGAUGGAAACAGAACGGAUAAAAAUUACAUGAGGUUGGAAGAACUUCUUACGAAACAACUUCUAGCACUUGAUGCUGUUGAUCCACAAGGCGACGAGCGGUGUAAGGCUGCCAGAAAACAAGCAGUAAAGCUUGCGCAGAAUAUUCUUUACUAUCUGGACAUGAAAACAGAUGAAUGGGAGUACUGAAACAGCCAUGGCCUUACAUAGAAGAACAUAUUUUCCUUUGGCACUUUAUGCAGAUCAUUGGCAGCAGCACAUUAUAAAAGUGGUGUGUUCUCUGCUUGCUUAAAUCACAGAGAUUGCAUAAGCAGUUGACUUGGCUAUAUGUCUGUUAUCCCACGCAGGCACCCACUUGUCAUGGCAACUGUCAGUACACCAUCAGCAAUUCUGGUCAUUGCUUUAAGCAAAGAAAUGCGAUUCUCUCAAGGAAUAGCUUGAUACUUGAUCAAAUGGCUUCUUUUUUGUUCCGUUUUUGUUUUAAUAACCUUGUGCGGUGUUCAGUGAAUGCAGAUUUUUCAAAGAUGCAGAAAAUUCCUUAUGGUACAGUACUGGCAAAACUAUUUAAAGAAGACUGGACAUGAAAAUUAGUAUUCAAGCAUGAGGCUCCAUCCAGCAACUUCACAGUAGUCUGGAUAUAUUCUUAAUGUGCUGUUAUGACAGAAAGUAUUAAGGGCAAAAAACCUGCUGGCUUUUGGGUUGUACUUGAUUUAUUCCAUCCAUUGCAGCUUUCUGAGUGUUUAGAUUUCUCUGUUAAUGGAGCUAUAAUGCCAACUGUAAAUUAGCAUUUACAUAGGCCAAGCCAAUUACGUCUAUUUUUUGUAAUACCUGAGCCCUCUGAUUUGCAAAACCAGGUCUCUUGUUGGUGGAAACUCUUUCAGAUUAUUGCUUUAAGGUACUGAGACUUGGAGAGGAAAAUCUGUACAUAUAUACUGACCAGAUAAAUGGGAUUUCAAAGAUUUCACACUGCCAUCCAUAAACCCCUGAAAACUGCACUGAACUUUAGUGGCUGCUUGGGUGUGUUUUUAAACUCUGCUCUUAGAUCUGGUUUUGACCUGUCUUUUCACAUUCGGUGAAAACAGAAACAGAAUUCACUUUGAAGUGAAUGAGCAUUUUGGAAUUAUUUUUGUAAAAUUAGGUAGCUAGCUAUAAAGAUGUCCCUAAUGAUGUAAAUGUGUUACAUAUUUCAUACUGGUCAGGUGUGGCUUCAAGCAUGUCUUGGAAAAGACUUGUGGCAAAUGUCUCUCCUUGCAACUCAUCACUUAAUUGUUUUAACUUUGUAAAUAAGCUUGCUUGUACUAUUGUAUGCACCUGCCUUUUUAUUUGUGGCUGCUAGUGCCAAUCACAUUUCUACUAUAGCAUGGUUUUUGGCAUUUUUUUGAGAGCAUGGCAUUAAAAUGAAUCAAUUACAAAGAUAUAUUUAAUUAUGGAGACAUUGCACUUAGCUCUUCCAUGUUGAGUUAAUGAAUUCUUGUUCUAUAGAUAAUGAUUUGCACCACUUUAAGGAGUAAAAACCAUUUUGGAUGUUAAAUAUUUUUAGAUCUAUUUUUGACUGAUGAGAAAAGACAAUGCUGUCUGUGGGAGACAAGUGCCUUUACGACACCACUAACUUGCACCAUCAUAUGUAGAUACAGGAACUGUUUACUGGCAACUUGAUACAUUUGUAAUCUUUGCAAACAGGAUUUCUCACAUAUGUAUAAUUCUACUAUAAUAUAGGUAAAAUUAACAUAAUACAAUAGGUGGCAAUUGUUCUAUAGAGUCCUGAGAAUGAGUAUCAAAUCUGGGAAAUAUGGAUUCUGUUUAAAAAUGAAUGCAUUGAUGUGGAGAUGGGGGACUUUGGGCAGGUCUACUGUGCCUAUUGCUACAACAAGGAGAGAAUAUUUUGCUCCAUAACAUGCUUUGAGAUGUUGAUGAGAGGCUGUGUAACUUCAGAGUGUGAAUAUAUUUUGUUUGUGAUCGUACAGGUGAUUGCUUUGCAAUUUUACUUGCCAAAACCGAUCUAUUUUUUCAAUUAAGUACAGUGCCUAAGGCACAAUUUGGCAAUGAUAG
This is a messenger RNA of Gavia stellata (red-throated loon), 3276 nucleotides long. It is a transcript of the gene BAG5, whose product is annotated as BAG cochaperone 5. The transcript is spliced from 2 exons. Gene Ontology annotation, cellular component: membrane; cytosol; cytoplasm. Lineage: Eukaryota; Metazoa; Chordata; Aves; Gaviiformes; Gaviidae. The record is from RefSeq and is a predicted model, not a curated record. Gene Ontology annotation, molecular function: adenyl-nucleotide exchange factor activity; protein-folding chaperone binding. Bases 64 to 1416 code for a protein of 450 amino acids. Gene Ontology annotation, biological process: protein stabilization; regulation of inclusion body assembly; negative regulation of protein ubiquitination.